AUGACUACGAACCCCGGUGGCCCCAUCAUCCCGGUAGCCCUCACCGACUGGGUUGAGCAGGGUAUCAAGAACAUCUACACCGCUACCACGGAGAACGCCUUAAAUGCUGCGCUUGACGCAUUCCUCAAAAGGGAUGCACGCCUCACUGUGAAUGGCAAAGCGGUGACGCCCCAGCAGUAUGCGGCGCUGCUCCGAAGCGAGAAGGCCGGUGAGCUGAGCGCGAGCGUUAAGUUCGACUCCGUGGUAGCAGUGCCCGUCACGAGCGAUGAGAGUGUGCCCCAGACCGGGUCCGUGGGUGCAUUCUACGAGGCUACCAUCACCACGCACUUGAUCAAGAUUAGCCAUGUGCAGUCGUCGCUCAAUGUCGUCGUUGUAGAAGAUGAGAAGCUCAAGGGACAGUAUGACCCGCGGAGGGUAUCGCUGUUAAACCAGGUGGUACUCGACACAGUUCCCAUUGUUCAGCCUGGAGCCACGAAGGCCUAA
Messenger RNA from Laetiporus sulphureus 93-53, 483 nucleotides. RefSeq lists its product as uncharacterized. The transcript is spliced from 3 exons. The coding region runs from base 1 to 483 and encodes 160 amino acids. Lineage: Eukaryota; Fungi; Basidiomycota; Agaricomycetes; Polyporales; Laetiporaceae. The record is from RefSeq and is a predicted model, not a curated record.